Chelonoidis abingdonii (Abingdon island giant tortoise) is the source of this 3713-nucleotide messenger RNA. RefSeq names its product ABI family member 3 (gene ABI3). NCBI's taxonomy places the organism in Eukaryota, Metazoa, Chordata, Testudines, Testudinidae. Gene Ontology annotation, molecular function: signaling adaptor activity; SH3 domain binding. Gene Ontology annotation, cellular component: SCAR complex; lamellipodium; actin-based cell projection. Gene Ontology annotation, biological process: neuron migration; regulation of cell migration. The record is from RefSeq and is a predicted model, not a curated record.
AAGUUCAGGGCUGUUUUGAUCUGUGGGGUUGGUUCAGGCCUGUCUCUGCUGGAAACCUUGGUCCUGCUGAAUAUGAGGAACCUUACUGCUGUAUUGCAUUCGUCUCGAACUCCCCACUCAUUGGUUUCAGUAAGGCCAGGAUUUGACUCCCUGGAUGCACUGCGGAGGAGCUGCAGCUGUAGAGAGAACCAAGCAUGGCACCCAGGAUCGGCUAUGAACAUAGGAACAAAUGUCUCAAGCAGAUGGCAGGAGUGGGACACGAGCUGAUGCCUAAGGACCCUGCUGUUGCCUGAUAGUUUAGCUUCCCUAGCUGCUGGGUUCUUCUUGGAAAUGCUGCUUCUUCCAUUGCCCACUUACUUUUCUGCCAGUGGGAACAUGAUUCACAUCCUUUAUCGCUGCUGCUUUUCUCUUGCCUGGUCCCCAGAGCUUCCCAUGGUGGCUCCAUAUCCCUGUCUCCAUUGCUCCUCUUCCAUCCACCCAUUCCCCAAGAGGAUUAGAGCAAUGGCUUGACACCAGUUUCCCCCUUGCUGCAGCCCAGUUCGUGUUGCAAUUCCUCUGUCCUACAGAAUGUGGGAACCCAUUUGGAGCAAUCAGUAAACAGACCCAGGGCUAAAAUAAUGGUUUCCUCUCCUGGCAAUUCUGAAGUUUCCUGAGUUAUUCCGAUCGCCUUGGUUUCUCUUUGUAUCAGUCAGCCUCCAGAUCAGGGGCUGGGAUGCAAGGACCCAAGGGUGGUUGGCAGGGGGUUAGGAGCUGGAAGUCGGGUCUCUUUGAAUUAACCCCCAGGGUGGCUGGGCAAGUGACCAGUGCAUAGUGAAUCUGAGGCAGAUGACAGGUCCUCAGUUCUCUGUGAGAGAUGCAAAGGAAAAGGUUCACUGCUGCUGAAGGCAGUUGAAGCGUGACUGAGCUCCUCCCCAGCCAAUGACUGCACCCGCACGUCUGAGAGCUGCAAGGUUCAAAACACUAGGCUAGGACAGCAGCUCUCACAGAGAAGGAAGUGGGAACAGAGCAAAGCAGCAGCAUGUCUGAAUUGCAGAAACUUCAGCAGGAUGAAAUCCCCUCUGCCAGGCAAGUCCUGAGGGAGAAUUACAGCAAACUUCACAAAGUGGCCGACUACUGUGAGGACAACUACAUGCAGGCAACAGACAAGAGGAAAGCCCUGGAGGAGACCAUGGCUUACAGUGCCCAGUCCUUGGCUAGCGUUGCAUACCAGAUCAGCAAUCUAGCCAGCAAUGUCCUCCAACUGUUGGACCUGCAUGCAAGUGAACUCCACCAGGUGGAAGCCAGCGUCUGCUGCAUUGCACAGAUGGUGGACAUGCACAAGGAGAAAGUGGCUCGUCGGGAGAUUGGAACGCUGACAGUCUGCAAGAGGCCCCCCCACUACCAGAAAAUCAUCUAUCCAACAUAUCAGGAACCCUUGGAAGCUUACUACAGGAAACCCCUCAACUUCAGCGUCCUGGAUGACGUCGGUCAUGGGAUAAAGGACCAGAGCACGCAAUUGUCACGAACGGGAACCUUGACUCGGAAAGGAGCCAAGACAUCAUCUGGACAGUCAAUGGGCACCCUGGGGAAAAACCCUCGUAUCCCAGAGCCCAUUCAACUGCCUGUGGUUCCAGAAGGCAAACUCUCAGCAGCGUCCUCUACAUCAUCUUUAACAUCCCUCAGUUUCAGUGGAGCAGCUGGCAACGUCAAUGCCAAGGUGCCUGUCGCACAACCUGUGCCGCCUUCAGUGCCUAUCCCGGUGCCUCCUCCAUUGGACAUAGACACAAUGCUUCCCCCUCCCCCUCCUAUAGACAUGCCUGAACCGCCAUCCAUCGAUUUUGAGAUGCCGCUCCCAGAUGUCCCUCCACCAUUCUCCAUGCCAGGUUCCGACUUCCUGGAGCCCCCCCCUCCACCUCCUCCAAGCUUGACAGAGUUUGAAGAUUUUGCCCCUCCUCCUCCUCCUCCCCCCCUGGGUACAGAGGAACCUGCAUGGGCGCCAGACAGCUACUUGGAGAAAGUGGUGACCCUCUACCCCUACACUCAGCAAAAGGAGAAUGAGCUCUCGUUCCCAGAAGGGGCCAUCAUUUACAUGACCCGGAAGCACUCGGAUGGUUGGUGUGAGGGCGUGACCAGUGAGGCAGAGGGGUUCUUCCCAGGCAACUACGUGGAACCUUUCUGCUGCUGACCCCGCUUGGAUGCAGGAAAUGAUGCCACUGAGGACCAGCAGAGGUUUUUCUCCUUCACUCUCUCCCAGCCUUGGGGUUAAGGGAGCCCAUUCUCUCUGCCAAACCAGUGAGGCCACCUCCAUCCCCCUAGCUCUGCCCACAGAAUUUAUCACUAUCUAUUUACAAUCCAGAGUGAUCAGAUUCUAGAUCCCCCGUUCCUCCUCCUGGGCUAAGGCACAGACAGGCCCAAGUCCCUGGCAGAAAGCACCAGGGAAAGGUAGCUCUCCAGACCCAAGACUUAUCAGGAGCAGCUUUGGAAGCCUAGGAAAGUGCCCUGCUUUGGCACUGCUACUUUCAGGUCAAAUCUUAGGCCCCCAGAGCUCAGUGGGAGUUUUGCCAUUGUUUACCACUGGGGACCAGGAUUGAAGCCUUUAGCAUGGAAUCCCAUUGCUUGAGGCUUUGAUUAUUCUCAGCUCUUUUAUUUCCGUCCCCUAAACGUGCACCAUGAUCAGAGGAUCCUCUUCCAGGUUCUCCAGGGAGCCUGCAGCCAGUCCCUCUCACCCACCAGACUGAAUGCAGCUGAGCAGCAGAAUGCUGUUGACUAGCUGGGAAGGGAGGCAGAAGUAGGCAUGUGGAGGGCUCUGAGAUUCCCAGUGCUCAGGGCUGCUCCAAGCCUUCCACACUCCUGACUCCUGCAGUAGGUGCUUAGCAGACUCCAGUGGGUCUAGCAGAGCCUUUUCCCCACUGCCUGGGACAGUGCUGCCCAAGCCCGGAAGUAGCAAUGGGCAAGAGAUCGAAUCCCAGCUCCGACAGAGUCAUCUGGUGACCUGGAGCAAGUCGAGAUUCUCUAUUUGGAAAUCAGGCACAGUGCUUCCCUGCCUUGCAGGGCUGCAGUGGAGAGCCAUCAGCACAAAGUAUGAUGGCAGAGCGGCCAUGCCUCACCUGGCAGAAGCCUAGACAGGCAGAGACAUGAGAAAUGGAGAAUUAACUGGGGAAGGUGGUUGGAAGAUAAGAGGAUGUUUUGCAAGGAGCUUUGGCAAUGAGACUAAGUUGUACAAACCAGAGCCAGUGGAUCCAGGCUCAGAUGCACAGGAAUAGCCCACUUGUUUCCUGCUGUGUAAUGAUACAGAGCCAUGUAGCACCCUGUCAGGUUGCUGCUUGAGGUAUUAUGAGCCUUGUCCGCAAAAUGCAAAUGUCAGCAGAGCCGCAGCUUCUGCUUUGCCUCUUGUGAUUCUUUAUUAAAAAUGGCAGCUGAUUGCCUUGAGGUGUGGAGUGAGUGAAAGGUAGCUCUGCCUUUAGGUCCCACCCAGGGCCUUGCCCCAUGGAAUUUGUGGGCAGCCUGGGCACGCUGAAUCCGCUGUGGGGAUCCACCUCACUGAUGUCUUGCGGCACAUUGGAAGUGGAAAGGGAGGCUCAUUGGAUCUGGACCCCUCUAAUGCUAGGUGCUGCUGAGAGCAUUAGUGAGCAGGUCCUCUGGUGCGUGCCAUUGCACAUGCCUCUCUGCAUCCCAGCUCCCUCACGGCUUAGAUAAAGGUGCCCACUUUUAAUAAAGAGUUUUAAAACCUUGUG